AUGGCCGCUACCGGUCGAGGAGGAGGAUACGGGGCGGCUACGGCUGCUGACGAUUCGGACUACUGCUCUGGGCGACUGCGAGCGGGCUGCGGCGGCCCGCGCGGAUUUAUGCCCGGCCCGCCCCCCGGCCGGCGCCGCCGCCGCCACCGCCACCGUCGGAACCGCGCUGCCACCAGACCCUUCGACUCCCCUCCGCCCCCCCCCCUUCCCCAAGCGGUGACACUGUCGUCACGCCAGCCAUCGCCAGACUUUGAGUCAGCGCGCUGUCGCCACCCCGACAGAGGUAGAAUGUUCGGCCAAAAUCUUAUCGCUCGAACGCUGCGGCGGGAGGGUGUUGCCAGUUCUUCAAUGAAUGUUCUCCUGAAUAUGACAUAUACUUCAAUGGAUGUUUUCCUGAAUACGCCGUCGCAGGCGCCCCAGACGGCCGCGAGGGCGAAGAAGAGCGGCGCGUCGUCGGGGUGCGGCCGCCAGUGCAGCAGCCCCAGCAGCAGCGCCGAGUGCAGCACGGCCGCCGUCAGCACCACGGGCGGCCGCCCGGUCGCCUUCACCGCCCAGCCGCCCACCAGCGCCGCCGCCGAGUUGGCCGCGCCGUAGCAGAUCAUCACGUAGCCGAUGUAGCGGAUGCCCCACGCGCACGACACGAACGCCUGCCGCGCCAGCCGCAACCAGGGAAGCGGGAUCCAUUGGACGCAGGCCUCUUAAUGUACGUGUAAUAUUGUAUUUUCUGAUUUUGUUUGGUGGAUUACUUGACGACCGUUUCGUGUCCAAGAGACUGAUGGAUGUUGGGUUGCGCAACGUCAUUUCAACGUGGUGUUAUCUAAGAUAAGACCGAGCGUUUCUAAGAACGACGCCUUCGUAAACAAUGUUGUUGCAGGUUAGUAUGUAGCGGGUUAGUGAGGGUCAGGAAAGUGAGUUAUUGAAGUCGUGUACGGUCCAUAUUUUGCGAGAAAAUGCACAGCAACUGGUAUGUUGCCAACCCUUACUGAAAAUUAGAAAAUACGAGAUCAUACGAAUCUUUAUGGCUGAUAUUGC
This is a messenger RNA of Gryllus bimaculatus (two-spotted cricket), 1032 nucleotides long. The record is from the annotation of a GenBank genome assembly. NCBI's taxonomy places the organism in Eukaryota, Metazoa, Arthropoda, Insecta, Orthoptera, Gryllidae.